GUAACAUUUCUGGUUUGAACCCAAAUAUUUCUUGCUCAUCUGACGCUGUCAUGGUGAGCAAUGUGAGGCCGCUCUGCUAUGAAAACGGUCCUGUCUCUUUAAAUGCUCUUGCAGUAAUUCCUUCAGCGUGCAUAUGGCCAUAAAAAAGAGAUAAAGCUUGAAGUCAUCCUCACAAACACGGGCAGUAGGGGAAAAAAAAACUUCCCAAGGAUUUUGAAUUAUAUAGCAGCAGCUUCCUGUAUUUUACACCUGCAGAGAGGGAGGCAGACUCAGUCUGACUGGAAGAGCAAACGAGUUCCCUGCAUCGCUGUUUUUUCUUUUUCUUAUCCUUUCAUUUUUUCAUUUUGCUGUUUCUACCAACUAAGAAUGCUGGUGCACAUCUUGUGUGUGUUGUUGUCUUCAUCUGUCAUUUUUCUGCAAGGCAGGUCUGUGCUCUGUAAGGAGAUGAAGAUCCCCAGCAGAGCGGCCAAGCCGCCCUCUCCAUCUGACUUCCUGGACAAGCUGAUGGGACGCACAUCUGGCUAUGAUGCCCGCAUCCGACCAAACUUCAAAGGUCCUCCUGUCAACGUCACCUGCAACAUCUUCAUCAACAGCUUUGGAUCCAUCACAGAAACAACUAUGGACUACCGCCUUAAUGUGUUUCUGAGACAACAGUGGAACGACCCUCGUCUGGCGUAUAAGGAGUAUCCUGAUGACUCCCUGGACCUGGACCCCUCCAUGUUGGACUCCAUUUGGAAACCUGACCUGUUUUUCGCAAAUGAAAAGGGAGCAAACUUCCACGAGGUCACGACGGACAACAAACUGCUUCGCAUAUUCCAGAAUGGAAAUGUCCUCUACAGCAUCAGGCUGACGCUUACUCUUUCCUGCCCCAUGGAUCUGAAAAACUUCCCCAUGGACAGCCAGAUGUGUAUCAUGCAGCUCGAAAGCUUCGGGUACACCAUGAAUGAUCUCAUUUUCGAAUGGUUGGAUGUGGGGGCAGUGCAGGUGGCUGAUGAUCUGACACUCCCUCAGUUUGUACUGAAUGAUGAGCAAGGCCUUGGCUACUGCACCAAGCACUACAACACAGGUAAAUUCACCUGCAUUGAGGUCAAAUUCUUCCUGGAGCGUCAGAUGGGCUACUACUUGAUUCAGAUGUACAUACCGAGCCUGCUCACCGUCAUCCUGUCCUGGGUAUCCUUCUGGAUCAACAUGGACGCGGCUCCUGCCAGAGUGGGGCUGGGCAUCACUACGGUGCUCACCAUGACAACGCAGAGCUCUGGCUCCAGGGCCUCCCUGCCAAAGGUGUCGUACGUGAAAGCCAUAGACAUCUGGAUGGCAGUGUGUCUUCUUUUCGUGUUUGCUGCACUGCUGGAGUAUGCGGCCGUUAAUUUCGUUUCACGGCAGCACAAGGAGUUCUUCAGACUGAGGAGGAAGCUCAAAGAGCAGCAGCGACAGAGAGCUCAGGGAAGUAGUGACAGUAAGGUGAAAAGGAACAACAUGUCAGGCAACAGCGCUCCUCAUGGGAGCGUAGCCCAGCAGUGCAGUGCCUGUUCCAGGGAGGAGGAGCUGGCACAGCAGGGUUUACUCUUCCAGAGUUUCGGACUCGCCCUGUCAACGGGGAGCGCACCGGAAAUGGAUGCAACACCGGUGUUCGCCGAUCUGCCUCCUGGUUUGGGUUUCUACAACAUACGCAGGCGCUUUGUGGAUCGCGCGAAGAGGAUCGACACCAUCUCCCGAGCCCUUUUCCCCAUGAGUUUCCUCAUGUUUAACGUCCUGUACUGGCUCACAUACAAAGUCCUGCGACAUGAGGACCUUCUCGCCGCACUGUGACCACACAAAACCUCUGAGGGACGUAAAGCCACUGGAUGCGUUUAAUCCUGCUCUCUUCACUGAAACACUUACAGGGUGAGAGUCCUCAGCCGAGCCUUGCAGAACGCACUGUGACUGCAUGUCCAGUGUCAGCGGGAAGUUCAGUAACAUGGAAGAGUCUAUCCGCUUUCUUUAAAUCUCUAAUACUUCCGAAUAUAGGCACUUUUUAUUAGCACUGAUGCAUUAUACCUUACAUGUCACUGUCCAGUGUAUCAUCUCACGCCCUCUUUUUGGAAACGUUUCUGUUAUUGUAUCUUCACAUGCAUCUGGACUGCAGCACAUCCUUGCCGGGCCUACCUCUUUAGAAAAAAUAUUUUACAGUGUACUAAUUUCACUGGAGUCAUAGUCAAUGGUGUUCCAGGUUGAUCACAAGUUUCAUAUCACGUAGACAACACAAAGCACGGAUUACACUUUGAAACAACUCACUUGUGUUUCUCACCUACACUAGGAAAUACAUUAAUCCAAACAUUUAGUUUCUUUGUAAACUGCAAAGUUCUAGGAUUUAAAACUAUUUUUAUAACACAACUAUUUUGUCUAAAAUAAUAUUUGAUAGUUAAAUUACAUUUUGAACCCUCUAUCUGGGAUGAACGGUUGUUAAUAUUUCAUAUCUUAAUAUAAUGAUUUAAUGCCUAAAGAAGAGAAGGGAAAACUAUCCAUAAUUUUUUUUUCGAUCUCACUGUAUACUUAUUGAAUAGCAUGGCAUACACAAAUAUAGUAUAUCUUUUAUUUUUACUCAUGUCAACCAUCUCAGCCAUUUUAAUUUGUCAGUUUCAAACGUGCAUACUGACCAGAGAUGUAUAUUAUCAAUAUUUAAUCAUCUAACGACAGUAACAACAUGUUGAUGGAAUUUAAAUGAUGAAAUAUGGUAUUAUUAAAUAAUGAGUUCUGUAGAGUGGUGUAGUAUUCCAGCUGGUUUCGAUUCACGUAAAAAGCGGUACGUCAACUACGUAUUAAAAAUAGAAUUUCAACAAUUAGGUUUAAUUCAAAUUGAGAUUAUCUUGCUGGGUAGUGGCUGUGGCUUGUUGGGUGCAUUAGAGCAGUUAUAACAUAAUAAUGUGCAUCGUGGUGUGACCAUUAUUAUCUAUGAUGUCUAUGAUCUAUGUUUUUGAAAUAUCUGUUCAUUUUAACCCUGAUACGUAAUAUGUGGAACCCCCCGCUAGAAUUUCACUUAAUUUGCACACUUAAUUAUCAGCUGUGAUGUUUUAAAAUUUCAAACUAUGUCUUUCUCUAAGCUAGAGGCAUCUAACCAGCACUGAACUAUAAUUGUCUUCCUGUAAUACUUUUCUCGGUCAAGGUUAUUCUUGAACCUACUCUCAGGUGGUAGAUGUGCAAAAUGCCACUGCAAUAACUGUCUUCGACAUAUUGCUGCUAGAUUAGCAUUUCAGUGUGCACAAAAAUAAAUCCUGUCAUAAAUGAAGCUGUCGUAUAAAUAUUUCAUUUAGACUGUAGCUGUCGUAUGCAUAUAGGAGGAACAGGGCUGCAUAUAUCAGCACUACA
This is a messenger RNA of Scophthalmus maximus (turbot), 3345 nucleotides long. RefSeq names its product glycine receptor subunit alpha-2. Gene Ontology annotation, biological process: chloride transmembrane transport; chemical synaptic transmission; nervous system process. Lineage: Eukaryota; Metazoa; Chordata; Actinopteri; Pleuronectiformes; Scophthalmidae. Gene Ontology annotation, cellular component: synapse; neuron projection; plasma membrane. Gene Ontology annotation, molecular function: transmitter-gated monoatomic ion channel activity; chloride channel activity; glycine binding. The coding region runs from base 367 to 1809 and encodes 480 amino acids. The transcript is spliced from 10 exons. The record is from RefSeq and is a predicted model, not a curated record.